Molecule: messenger RNA, 1332 nt
Organism: Diaporthe amygdali
Lineage: Eukaryota; Fungi; Ascomycota; Sordariomycetes; Diaporthales; Diaporthaceae
Exons: 4
Coding region: 1-1332 (443 amino acids)
Biological process (GO): transmembrane transport
Molecular function (GO): transmembrane transporter activity
Source: RefSeq, a predicted model, not a curated record
AUGAUCAAAGAUGUCUCUCUUCCACUAUCUUCCACGCCCACGGAGAAACUAGACAUUGAGGAAGGCAGAGCUUCUGCUAUCGCUUUAGAUCCAUUCGGCAAACCUCUAUCCCCCCAACCGACAAAUGAUCCGUAUGAUCCUCUGAACUGGGCUUCUCCUCGGAAGUAUAGCAUCAUCGCCAUCGUCUGCUUGAGCUACUUCGUGAUGAUUUAUGCAGUCGCAGCACCUAUCAUGAGUUUCACUCAGCUCCAAGUACAAUUCGACGCGACGUACACAGAGAUAAACUGGACUUUUGCUAUUUCGAACCUCGGGGCUUCCGUUGGGCCUUUAUUCCACUCGUCGCUUGGGGACAUCAUUGGUCGCCGUCCGGUUUUGAUAUUAGGAACUGCACUCUCGAUCGUAGCCACCGGCUGCUCCGCCUUGCCGAACAUAACUAUUGAAGGUUACUCUGCAGCGAGGUUCUUCCAGAUUUUUGGCGCUACGCCAGCAAUCACGAUUGGUCUUUCCAUCAUCAACGAUCUGUCGUGGCAACAUGAGCGUGGCUUCAGAGUUGGGCUUUGGGUCCUUUCAAUUGAUGUCGGGUCAUAUUUCGGGCCUUUCUUCGGUGGUUUUGUCGCCGACAAGGCCCCCAACUGGAUGCAGUUACAUGUCUUGAUACUGUUCAGUGUCCUGAUACUACUUCAAGCUGCUUUUGUUCCUGAGACAUUGUACCCCCGGGCAGCCAUUCUCGAGAACCCCGAAAUUAUUAGCAAUAAAGAUGAUCUACUUCGACGGACUACUCAGCUUCCUUUCUUGACAUUUCGCGCAAUUCCGGGCGUGCAACAUCCGGCGCCGUGGCAAACCGUGGUCGACUUCUUCCGCAUAUUUGCACUACCGAUUAUUGCAAUUCCAAUUAUCACUUUCUCCUUAUCUCUUUACUGGUGGAUCAUCUCUGUCGAGACCAUGGUUCCCGUAGCAUACGCAAACUAUAGCAUAAUUGGUCAGGGUCUUCUUUUUCUCGGACUUAUUGUUGGUACAUUGACCGCCGAGAUCUUGUUCAGUGGAUGGGUAGGUGACCUAAUUGUCGGAAAAUUAUCCACUGGACGCGGUAUCGCCCGCACUCCAGAGAUGCGGAUUUGGCUAGCAUACCCGGGCAUCAUCAUGUUUGCCGCCGGGCUGGUCUUGUGGGGAUCCUCGAUCGAAAACAGCUACCACUUCAUGGUUGGCCAGGUGGCAUUUUUUAUGAGCAUGUUCUACAUGACCCAUUCGGAUUUACGGACAAGAGCUGAUCAGUCGUGCAGUUGGUGCGGGAUUGCAGAUGACGAAUACGGUGAUUGCCGCGUAUACGAUUGA